UGAAAUAUGGAUCAACUCGAUAUUACAUUUGUAGAUAAAAUAGCUGAAAGCUGUGUGAAACUUUAUAAUGAUCUUCCAAAGACCGGAAAACCUGUUGAUGCUGAGUGGACCGUACUGUCCUGUAUAAUACAAUACGAUAACAGAACGGAGGAAUUAGAAGUAGUGUCUCUAGGUACUGGCUCGAAAUGUAUAGGUGCUUCGAAAAUGUCCGCGACGGGAGAUAUUCUGAACGAUAGUCACGCUGAGGUCUUUGCUAGAAGAGGAUUUUUGAUAUAUCUCUACGAGAACAUGGAGCACGCUUUAGAUAGUAAGCAAUCAAUAUUUAAUUAUGACAAUGGAUUGUUUGAAGUAAAAGACAACAUUAAAUUUAUAUUUUAUUCGUCUCAGCUACCUUGCGGAGAUGCCUCUAUCUUAACUAAAGCUGGAGAAGAGGAACAGUAUGGCGAUGUUCUACAAAGUAUGAAAAAGAAAGCUUUUGAAGAUAUUUGUGAUGUAGAAUAUAAAAAAGCUAAAGAUAUUCAUAGAACUGGAGCUAAGUGUUUACCUGACUCGGAGCAGGAUUCUAAGCAGCCGGGUACAAGUUAUCACAUACUUGGGCAGGUUCGCACUAAACCUGGUAGAGGGGACCGGACGCAAUCAGUCUCUUGUAGUGACAAGAUGGCUCGAUGGAUCCAUGUUGGCAUCCAGGGUGGCCUUUUAGACUUAUUAUUAUCUAAGCCUAUUUUUAUCAAUUACUUCAUUUUUGGCAGCGGAGUGCCAUAUUCGGAUGAAUCUUUGACAAGAGCUUUGUUGAAACGACAUGCCGAUGCCCGAUCUUUAGUGCAACCAGAUAUAUUACCACAGUUCUACCAAAGCAAGCUUGUGUUCCCUCAUAUUAGGACUGAGGAAAAUGUAAGACCAGCUCCUGGCAGCAUAGUUUGGACAAAAUCUAAGGGAGUGGAGGUAGCGUGGCAGGGACCCGCGACCGACUAACAUCGUUUAGCUCGUCCCGUAGCAUAAAGCGGCGACUACGAUUUAAAUUAUUCUCGGAGCUCAUUACUGGAGCCGCCGUACGUUAUUUACAGGUCAUAAUGUCCGUUAGUCGUUUAUAAUUCCAUUGGUGCUUAAUGCAGUUUAUCCCUUAUCUGGUGUCCGAAUAACUAGGCCAGUCUCGAGAUGAUAUGCCUCGCGUAUGAACGGUUUUUAAAUCGACCAGUUAAAACAAUUAACCUGGGUCAAUAAAGUAUUUUAUUAACGAUCUGCCAUGAGUUCCCUGGAAGUUGAUUAAGUGUAUUCGUGGGGUGAAAUUUGAAAGGCACAGACAGCGACUAAAAAUAAACUUGGAAAUCGUUUUCGGUGUCGUGAAUCUGUCGCAAUGUCAAUUAAGAGCGCAGAUUGUGCAGCACUGUGUAGCUUGACA
Messenger RNA from Cydia amplana, 1399 nucleotides. It is a transcript of the gene Adat1, whose product is annotated as tRNA-specific adenosine deaminase 1. The record is from RefSeq and is a predicted model, not a curated record. Gene Ontology annotation, biological process: tRNA processing. The coding region runs from base 7 to 972 and encodes 321 amino acids. Lineage: Eukaryota; Metazoa; Arthropoda; Insecta; Lepidoptera; Tortricidae. Gene Ontology annotation, molecular function: tRNA-specific adenosine deaminase activity; RNA binding. The transcript has 3 exons.